Messenger RNA from Neopelma chrysocephalum (saffron-crested tyrant-manakin), 1200 nucleotides. RefSeq names its product toll-like receptor 6. Gene Ontology annotation, molecular function: lipopeptide binding; Toll-like receptor 2 binding; transmembrane signaling receptor activity. Lineage: Eukaryota; Metazoa; Chordata; Aves; Passeriformes; Pipridae. The annotation marks the transcript as partial. The record is from RefSeq and is a predicted model, not a curated record. Gene Ontology annotation, biological process: toll-like receptor signaling pathway; immune response; inflammatory response. Gene Ontology annotation, cellular component: membrane. The transcript has a single exon.
UGGAAUAAAUUUGAGAGCCUUCUCAAGGUAAGCUUCAUGACCAGCCGUAUGAAAUCACUGAAAUAUCUGGACAUGAGCAACAACUUGCUGCGCCACGAUGGAGCUGACGUACAAUGCCAAUGGGCUGCGUCUCUGACAGAGUUGGACCUGUCCUCCAAUCAAUUGGCAGAUGCCGUCUUUGAAUGCUUGCCAGUCAAUAUCAAAAAACUCGACCUACAAAACAAUCAGAUCAGCAGUGUCCCAAAGGGACUGGCUGAUCUAAAAUCCUUGGAAGAGCUGAACCUGGCAUCGAACAGGCUGGCUGACCUGCCGGAGUGCAGUGGCUUUACAUCCCUGCAGUUCCUGAACAUAGAGAUGAAUUUGAUCCUCACCCCAUCUGCUGACUUCUUCCAGAGCUGCCCAAGGGUCAAGGAGCUACAAGCUGGGAACAACCCAUUCAAGUGUUCCUGUGAACUGCAAGACUUUAUCCGUGUGGAGAGGCAGUCAGGGGGGAAGCUGUUUGGCUGGCCAUCAGCGUAUGUGUGCGAGUACCCGGAAGGCUUGCAAGGCACGGAGCUGAAGGACUUCCACCUGAGUGAACUGGCCUGCAAUACGACGCUGCUGCUCGUGACAGCCCUGCUGCUGACACUGGUGCUGGUGGCCGUGGUGGCCUUCCUGUGCAUCUACCUGGAUGUGCCCUGGUACGUGCGGAUGACGUGGCAGUGGACGCAGACGAAGCGGAGAGCUUGGCACAACCACCCCAAAGAGCAGGAGACCGCUCUGCAGUUCCACGCGUUCAUUUCCUACAGCGAGCACGAUGCGUUGUGGGUGAAGAACGAGUUGAUCCCAAACCUGGAGAAGGGGGAGGGCUGCAUACAACUGUGCCAGCACGAGAGAAACUUUAUCCCCGGCAAGAGCAUUGUGGAGAACAUCAUUAACUGCAUUGAGAAGAGCUACAAGUCGAUCUUUGUGUUGUCUCCCAACUUUGUGCAGAGCGAGUGGUGUCACUAUGAGCUGUACUUUGCCCAUCACAAGUUAUUCAGUGAGAAUUCCAACAGCUUAAUCCUGAUUUUACUGGAGCCGAUCCCUCCAUACGUUAUCCCUGCCAGGUAUCACAAGCUGAAGGCUCUCAUGGCAAAACGCACUUACCUGGAGUGGCCGAAGGAGAGGAGCAAGCAUGCCCUUUUCUGGGCUAACCUGAGGGCAGCUAUUAACAUUAAC